GGCGCGGCCCGGCCCUCGGCCCGGCCCACGGCCGCCGCCAUGGCGGGCGGAGCGCGGCGCCUGUACCGCCGCCUCCUGCAGCUGCACCGCGCGCUGCCGCCCGCCCUGCGCGCCCUGGGCGACCGCUACGUCAAGGAGGAGUUCCGGAGGCACAAGGCGGCCGGGCCCGCCGAGUCCCAGCGCUUCCUGCGGGAAUGGGAGAACUAUGCAGCACUGAUCGAGCAACAAAUUAAUGAGGACAAACAAAACUUGAGAGAAAAGGCUGUAUAUGGAAUCCAGCUGACAGAAGAAAAACUUAAUGACUUCCGUGAUGAACAGAUUGGGCAGCUGAAGGAACUGAUGGACGAGGCUACCAAACCUAGUAAAAACACCAUUUCUAAAGACUCAGAAUACAAAACUUAAAAAACUGAAAAAAUUAUUUUAAUGCAUAUGGAAGUGUUUUGAAACUGCUUUUUCCAGUUGUGCAUAAAUGUGGUUUCUGUAAGAUAAUGGAUGCUGCUGAUGCUACAACUUGUCUGAAAUGGAUGUGUUUGGCUUUUUGUGCAAGAAUAAAUGGAAAAAUUGAAUAAUCACAA
This is a messenger RNA of Poecile atricapillus (Black-capped chickadee), 575 nucleotides long. It is a transcript of the gene SDHAF3, whose product is annotated as succinate dehydrogenase complex assembly factor 3. Lineage: Eukaryota; Metazoa; Chordata; Aves; Passeriformes; Paridae. The record is from RefSeq and is a predicted model, not a curated record. Gene Ontology annotation, biological process: mitochondrial respiratory chain complex II assembly; succinate metabolic process. Bases 40 to 402 code for a protein of 120 amino acids. Gene Ontology annotation, cellular component: mitochondrial intermembrane space; mitochondrion. The transcript has 2 exons.